AUGGCUACAGCAACAGUACAUACAUCAGCAAAGUAUAAGAAGAAAAUUCUCUGGUUCUGGCAGUCGAACUCGACGAAUAUACACGAUGAGAAGGAAAAACAGCAGCAGUGGAAACGAUAUUCAGAUUUUGAAAAUGAUCAUAUUGAAGAAGCUUACCAAAGAAAAGAGAAAAAAGUUCCAUUGAAUGAUUAUGUAAUUAACUUUGAAUAUAGAAUGCAGCAACACAAGAACGGUAAUCAGAUGGCAAUAAAACGUGAAGAAAUUGAUUUCAGUCAAUGUGUGAGAGAAGAAAGGUUUUUAUAUCCAGUGAGAGCUACGUCUGCUAAAUCAUUUGAAAAAGAAUAUGAUAAGAGUGAUUUCAUCAGUCAAUGGAGACGAAAAGAACACAAAAAAACCGAAUUUGAUAAUGAGCAUGGACCAAAUAAUGAGAAUCGAGCAACUGCUGAACUGGCUGCUCAAGAAGAAGGAAGACUUAUAAACAAAGAAUUUGAUGCACAACGAAUGGCUGAACAACUUCGCAGUUGUAAACAUGACAAAGAGAUUGGUCAAUGUGUUGCACGUCUUUACUCAGCUUCCUCCUUUCUUUCCGAGCUAGUUAAUUCAACCUUAAGAAAUGAUGAUAUGAGCAAGUUAGAUACACUAGGUCCAUUCUGUUGGUUGUUGGAUCAUCGUUUGGGGUGGAAUGAAGGAGGAUGGGAUUGCCAUGUCUAUCGUGGUAUGACUCUAACAGAUGAAAUGAUUGAAGAAUACAAACAAGCUAUUGGACAGAAUAUUAUAUGGCCGGCAUUUACUUCAACUACACUGAACCGUCAAGUAGCUGAGUUUUAUUGUGCAAAUACACUUUUCAUCAUUGAUAUUCAAGCUGGUCAAUUUUGGAGGCGAAGUAACAUUUCUGGUAUAUCACUUUAUCCACACGAAGAAGAGCUGUUACUAACAACCCAAUACUCGUUUAGAGUAAACAACGUAGAAUAUGAUUCAAUUAACGGAAAAUAUUUAAUUUACAUGACGGAGACGGGGAUGCAUUCUUCCACCAAUGGAGGAAAAACUUUUUUUUGGGACUCUGAUAAAAUAAUAGGUGAGCAGUAA
Messenger RNA from Rotaria sp. Silwood2, 1086 nucleotides. NCBI's taxonomy places the organism in Eukaryota, Metazoa, Rotifera, Eurotatoria, Philodinida, Philodinidae. The record is from the annotation of a GenBank genome assembly.